GCGUUUGUGGAGCAGUUGUGUGAUCCAGCGAGGACAAGCUGUGUGCCACUGACACCCGCCCGCUCCGGAGGAACCACAGCAGAGGAACACGCGUAACGAAAGAUUUUACAGCUGGAAAUUCUUACAGGCGGAUAAAGACACAGUUAGAUGGUAAAAAGCUGAAAUGCCCCAGAACCACGGAGAAAACGAGGACGACGCUGUAAGGGCGGAUCUCCUGCGGGGCUUCACUCCAUCUCUGCGCUCCGUGUGAGGGGACACGCCGAGCGGCAGACGGAGAACUGGAGAGGAGGAGAAAAUGCUCAAAGUUUGUCCGCGUCUUGUGGAAGUGCCACCCCGCAAAUCGCCGUCCCGCAUCAGCUGCAGAAAAUGGGCAUGAAUUGAACGAAGAAUGCAUGUCGUUUGGGAGAUAUCUGUGAUUCUGCAAACAUAUAUCAUCUGCACGUCAUCAGCUCAGGCUAUUACAUCCAAGCUUGAUGAGAGUUGGUGGGCGUACAAGGAUGUUGUCCAGGAAAGCUUUGUUCCAGUCCCAUCCUUCUGGGGUUUGGUGAACUCAGCCUGGAACCUGUGCACCAUAGGGAAGAGGCAGUCUCCAAUCGACAUCGAAACCAGCCACAUGAUCUUUGACCCCUACCUGACCCCUUUGAGGCUCAACAUGGCAGGACGCAAGAUGGGAGGCACCAUGUACAACACAGGGAAGCAUGUGUCCCUGCGGCCCGACAAAGCCCACCUGGUGAACAUCUCGGGGGGCCCGCUGGGUUACAGCUACCGGCUUGAAGAGGUCCGCCUCCACUUUGGGAGCGAGGACUCCCAGGGUUCCGAGCAUCUCCUCAAUGGGCAGGGCUUUCCUGGAGAGGUCCAGCUGAUUCAUUAUAACCAAGAUCUGUACGCCAACUACACUGAGGCAUCUAAGAGCCCUCAUGGCAUCGCCGUGGUUUCCAUAUUCAUUAAGCUCUCUGAAAACAACAACGCCUUCCUCAACCGAAUGCUCAAUAGAGACACAAUCACCAGAAUCAACUACAAACAUGAUGCGUUCUUAUUGAUGGGCCUGAACAUAGCGGACCUCUACCCUGACACCACACGCUACAUCACUUACGAGGGCUCCAUCACCAUCCCUCCCUGCUAUGAGACAUCCACAUGGAUACUGAUCAACAAGCCCAUCUACGUGACACAGAUGCAGAUGCACUCCCUGCGCCUCCUCAGCCAGAACGAGCCUUACAAGAUCUUCAUGAGUAUGAGCGACAACACCCGGCCCACCCAGCCUCUGCUGCAGCGUUGCAUCCGGACCAACAUCAACUUCAACAAGCAGGGCCGCGACUGUCCGAACAACCGCGCCCUCCGCCCGCAGUACAGAGUGAAUCAGUGGCUCCUGAAAUAGGAGAUGAAGAGAUGUCGAGCUGCAGAACCGCAGGAGGAGAGAAGGAAUGCAUUAUUUUAAUUUUAAUUUUUUUUUCACACGGCAAAUCAGACCUGAGCCGAACCCAUGGUAGCUGAAGUGAGCCUGCGGCUUGAGCUAAGAGACAACUGACAGACAACUCAAUCGCACAUGAGCUCAACUGACCAAACUCAACAGUUUGCCGGCCUGGCCUCCAACACAUCCACAACUUAAACACAGUUCGUGCAGGCCAGCAAAGAGAGGACACAGAUCAGACCUUGAGUCCAAAGUGUGAAAAAGAACAUAAGACCUCUGAUGUCUACACAGUACUUUGUUUUUACUUGUUGUGUAUACUCACAAAGACUGAGAUGUUAAGAAUCAAUCGUUUUAUUUAUCUGGUUUUCAAAAGAAUGGAUGUUAUCUAAAGAUUACAGUACGUGCUGUUUGGCUGUGAACAUUACCCGUCCACAUUCAAGGCAAUAAUGAUCAUCCUCUGAUUGGAGGGAUUGUUACAUUUCUGUGGUAUGAUGUGAGAUAUACAAAUGUGAUGGUUUAAAUAGUAACUAGAAAGAGAAAAUAAAAAAAGAGAAUGUAACGUGUCUCAUUACAGGGGUCAGAGACAGGAAGUGACUGCAACUCUGACAUUUUGCAGACCUGAACAGAGGCUGUGUACCAAAUCACCCACUCACUCACUAACCCCUACUUGACUAAAUAGAGACCUCUAUGAAGAGGACUUUAUAGUUUGCUCAUCAACAAUCGGACACUGAUUGCAUUUUCUCUGCGUUGGCACAAUACAUUUUAAACAUUUGAUUUACACAAUUGAUACUUUUACAUGCCAUAAACAAUUUAAUUGACUGCCUUUAAAUGAACAAAUAAAGCCGAUGGCCACAGUUUGUGCUGUGUUGCCCUGCUCUGCUCGUAUUUACAUUUGUACGACAGGUUGGCUGUUCCUGCUACCCUGUCUUCUCUCAUCUCUACCUCACAAGUGGAAUGCAUGAUGGAAUAUAUUGGUCAGUUAGUGACCAUCGGUUGUACACUACUUUUCAUGAUGCAUUGUUGGAAACAAGCACUGUAUAGCUCAUGUAGUGUCCCAUAUAGGGUAUAAAAACUUUCACUAAACAUUCGAACAGCACUGCAAAAAUUUCAAACUCUCUAUAUAGUGAUUUAUGAGUGAUUUGUGAGACACAGCCGGAGUUACUGAUGAUGGAGGCAGGAUAGGUCACUCAUUAUCCAUAGUUUUGUUAUAGUUCACUUGUCUUCAAGGCAUUCAAUCAAACAGAGGUGAGAGAAUCUGCUGCGCAUUAGGUCCCUGCUUUGCAUAAUAUAAAGGGCAGGCCUCCCCUUUGCAACUUCAAGAGCUUAGAGACACAGCAACAAAAGUUCAAUCAAAAAUUGUCAAGGCUUAGGUCUAUCAAACAGAUUGACCGCUAACUCGCCAUUUUCCCAAGCUUAUGGCUUUGGCGAAAACAAAAUGACAAGGGCAAACAGUGGGGGGAAUUGAUUCAACAAUGUGUGUAUUCGCAAGAAGCUUAAUUGACGACAGCAUAUUUCAUAACAAGCCAUGGGGCAUUCAUUAACUACUUGUUAUGGGAUAAAAUAACUCUUUAGAACUUGAAACGUCCACUCUAUGGAGGCCACAAAGCUUGUGUAAACCUGCAGGUCACAGCGUUACAUUUGCCAAACUCAUUCACCUAACAUUUGUGUAAAUAGAAGCAAAGGUUUCACAGUGAUGCGGUAAUAUCACUUCUGCUUUCCGUCCAGAUGUUGUCUAUAAUUAGCAUCAAAACCACAGGACAGCCUAUUUUUGUUACAUUUCUAUAAUAGAAUAUCUUCUACAGUGAUCAUCAACUGCUGACCUUUUGCCUGGAGGAAGCAGCUUUAGCUUCGUUUAGCAUUACAACAUGUUUCAAACACAAGGGGUCUACUAGAAGUAUUAUGAAGGAAGAAUUCACAAUCAACUCACAUCAUCGUAAAAUGAGUUAUGCAUUAUUAUUAUUUGUAUGACAUGGACUGGUGGGACACAUUUAACCACAGGUGAGAAGAGAUGUAAAGGUGAUCUUUGAGUUCAGUUAUCUCAUCAUUCAUUGCUGUCUGCUUGUCUAUUAACAAGAGAUUUCUCAAACUACUAAAUGGAUUUUAUGGACACUUGGUGGAAGGGUGAGGUUUGGCCCAAGGAAGAACCCAUUCUUCCAGAGCAGAAUGAUCAAAUUGAUCCCGUAUUUUCUUUCUCGUUUUGUAACAUGAUGAGAUGGGGGUUAGGCUUAGAGGAGAUAUUUGCUCUCAGCGUGCGUCCUUCUAGGUUAUCAUGUUGUUAUUGGAGUUAUAUUUCUUCUAAUUCUGCCAAAAUCAGUCAAUGCCGUUUGUAAAAAGUUGUAAAAUGAGUGACCUAAAGCAUGCAUAUUGUGGAUGGACACCAUGGAUCAACCAUGGAUCAACACACACACAUAACACUAGUUGGAUUGCUUUGUUCAGUUUGCUGUGAUGUUGUCUGUCAUGAGGGAAACAAUGUAGUUCGAUGCAAAUCAUAAUGUAACUGUAAUAAAUAGAUGGAACUGUCACAUGGGUGGAGAUCAGUGUGAUCAUAUAUAGCUCAGUGGAGAUUUUCACAAACAUCACCACCUUUACAGCAUAGACAGUAUUUAUAGAUGGACGACGCGUCCCCACUUCCUCCCAUUAACCAGACAGGAAGCCAAAAUAUCCGUUAUACAAAUGCUGCCAUCUUGCACUUUGGAGUCAGGAGUCUUCUUCAAGUUCAAAGCAUUUAUUGUCAUAUAUACAGUCCUGUACAAUGACAUUCUUUCUUUGCCUUCCACUGUGAAUACCGUGCUUUUAAGAGUUAUAAAAAAAUAUCAAAGUAAGUAAAAUAUAUAGAAUAUAAACAUGUACAAUAAAGCAUCUGUGCAGUGUAGUGCAAAAGGCA
Platichthys flesus (European flounder) is the source of this 4292-nucleotide messenger RNA. RefSeq names its product carbonic anhydrase-related protein 10-like. Gene Ontology annotation, molecular function: carbonate dehydratase activity; zinc ion binding. Bases 389 to 1375 code for a protein of 328 amino acids. The transcript has 9 exons. NCBI's taxonomy places the organism in Eukaryota, Metazoa, Chordata, Actinopteri, Pleuronectiformes, Pleuronectidae. The record is from RefSeq and is a predicted model, not a curated record.